This is a messenger RNA of Ipomoea nil (Japanese morning glory), 843 nucleotides long. RefSeq lists its product as uncharacterized. The record is from RefSeq and is a predicted model, not a curated record. Bases 1 to 843 code for a protein of 280 amino acids. Gene Ontology annotation, biological process: root development; shoot system development. Lineage: Eukaryota; Viridiplantae; Streptophyta; Magnoliopsida; Solanales; Convolvulaceae. The transcript has a single exon.
AUGGCCACUUCCUUCUCCUCGUCAUCGUCAAAAUCCAAAGCCCUGGGCAGCGCAAGAUCAAUCAGUUUACCCUCCAGAUCCCACCCCACCACCGCAAAAACCGAAGAGGAACUCAACAAACUCAAAUCCUGGGAAACCACCUCGCCGGAAUCCUCCGACGCCGAGGUAAUCUGCACCGGUCUCGAGGCGUUAUCGGAGCUCCAGAAAUCCGUGGAUUCUCUUCUCACCUUGCCGUACACAAUCCAAGCUUUGUCCAUUCAGGAGGACAAGAAAUGGGCGGAUGAAUUGCUGGAAAAUUCUGUCAAGAUUCUCGACAUCUGCGCGGCGACGAGGGAGAUUGUUUUGCAGUUUAAGGAAUCUAUCUGGGAUCUCCAGUCCUGUCUGAGAAGACGAAAGGAAAACAAAUACAAUUCUUUUGGGAAAAAGAUGAAACAGGAAGCCAGAAGAUUGAUCACGUCUCUGAAAAAAAUGGACCAAGAAAUCUGGACCCCAGUCUUGUUGGAUUAUAACGUUGAUCACCAUGUUUGUGCUGUGAUUAGAGCUCUGAGAGAGUCGAGUUCCAUGGCCAAUUCUGUUCUGCAGAAAGUGCUGGUGUUCUUAUCAAUGGCGGUUUCGAAUUCGAAGGCGAAGCCAAGGCCAAGCAAAUGGUGUGUGGUUUCGAGAUUGGUUCUGCACAAGGGGGCCAUAGCUAAUUCCCAGGAGGAAGAACAGAGGACGAACAAGAUAGAUGAAUUGGAGAGGGUGGGAGCACAGCUUGAAGGGAUAGAAAAUGGGUUGGAGAAUUCAUUUAGAGCCUUGAUUAGAUCAAGAACCUCUCUUUUGAAUGUUAUCUCAUGCCACUGA